UGCAGAUGUGCUUAUCAGUGACACGUUUUGUCGUCUGGUCCAUUUAUUCCUUGGGCGAUACCUCAGGCGCUUUAAUUGAAACUAUUUGAUAUUAUGAUCUAAUUUAAUACAAGAUAAACGUUAGAAAAACAUUCGUUUUGCAUCACUCUUCUAGAGGAAUAAGGACGUUCUUUUGUGCUUUCUACAAGUGUGUUUUAGAAACUAUAGCUGUGUGCUGACAGCCGGUGCGGUAUAAUGCAAGUGCCGAACAGCAUUGUUUUUCUUCACUUUUUUAUGAUUAUUAUAUUUAUUUGCAUGAACAGCAUUCAGUGUGAGAAAGCGAAGACGAACAAGGAGGAACUCAAGUCCCAAAAUUUUCCACCCUGUGCAGCUUGUAAGAUACUUACCACCAGUUUUAAGAAGGGUUUAGAGAAAACAAGUCGAGGGAAGUUCGAAGGUGGAGAUAGUGCUUGGGAGGAAGACAAGCUAGGUUCAUAUUCAAGAAGUGAAGUACGGUUAGUUGAGAUACAAGAAAAUUUAUGUAAAGAAGUAGAACAUGGAGAGACACAAUGCCAUUCUUUAGCUGAGGAAUUAGAGAGUCAGAUAGAGGAAUGGUGGUUCAAAUAUCAAGACACUCAUCCUGAUAUUUAUGAUUACAUUUGUAUUGAAAAGACAGAACAUUGUUGUCCAAAAGAUCAUUAUGGUCCAAGCUGUAUACCAUGUCCAGGAUAUCCAGAUAAAGUUUGCAACAAUAAUGGGAAAUGUAAAGGAGCUGGUACAAGGAAAGGGAAUGGCAGUUGUUUAUGCGAUAAAGGAUAUGUUGGGGAAACUUGUUUGCAAUGUGCUACAGGAUACUAUGAGUCUUACAAAGAUGAAAAGACUUUGUUGUGUUCAGCAUGCCAUGUGGCGUGUGAUGGACCUUGCAAAGGUGCUGGACCAAAAGAUUGUGAAAAAUGUGCAAAUGGAUGGCACAUGAUUGAAGGCAGAGGUUGUUUUGAUAUUGAUGAAUGUUUAAGAAGUGACGUCUCAUGCCCUGGCAAUCAGUUUUGUGUUAAUAAAGAAGGAAGCUAUGCUUGUUUAGCUUGUGAUAAAGCUUGCAAUGGUUGUUCCGGUGAUGGGCCAGACAUGUGUAUCAAGUGUGCUGAAGGCUAUCAUAAAAAAGACAAUUUGUGUAUAAAUUCAGAUCUUCUUGGUCGAAAGAAACAAGAAAAUCUAACUCGGUAUCUGACAUACUUUGGACUUUGUGUAGCAACAUGUAUUAUCUUACAACGUAAUAUUUAUGCUGCUAGUGUUAUUGGUUUACUGGUUGCAGUAUAUAUAUCAGUUUCAGAAUACAUGAUUGCUCAUAGCAAUAUUCAAGAUACAACAACAAAUAUGGAUAUUCUAGGACCAGCGUAA
This is a messenger RNA of Pseudomyrmex gracilis, 1377 nucleotides long. RefSeq names its product cysteine-rich with EGF-like domain protein 2 (gene Creld). Lineage: Eukaryota; Metazoa; Arthropoda; Insecta; Hymenoptera; Formicidae. The coding region runs from base 235 to 1377 and encodes 380 amino acids. The transcript is spliced from 4 exons. The record is from RefSeq and is a predicted model, not a curated record. Gene Ontology annotation, molecular function: calcium ion binding.